UCAGGGAAUCCAGCCCCGAAUUUUUUCUGGGUAACGGGCAGGCGAAAUAGGUCGACUGCACACGGUUUGACCGCUCCCUGGUCGGUCACCGUUUAGUGCCACAAGGGUCGGCAAGAUUACACUCGGUCCCUGGUCUGCCCAUGCGUAGAACCAUGGCCUCGAUGUUACCUUCAACAUUGGCCUUGCGCUGGGUGGACCUUUCGCGCCGGGCUAACGCGUGGAGUCACCUUGCUUUUCAAUCAACGAGACAGUCAACCUUUUGAGAGCGCCAUGUGCGUUCCAUGCUGGGCCUUUCGCUUUCGGGGUAUACGCACAUUCUCACCGAAAUCUCAUUCCUCGUAGCGUCACUCAUAUCCUCAGCAAACAAUGAAAACCACAUGCCAUGAAUGAACGAGCUCCGAAACGUACUCGCGUCGGUAGAGAAGAAGCUGCACUCGGGUAUCAGGCCAGAAGUCUCACUACCCACGGAAUCGGCUCCGUCCGACAACAAGAGACCGGACUCCCAGGCCGUCUCAGACGAGAGUAUAUUAACCGAGAAAAUCGACGGAAGUGAGAGAGAUGGGGCUCGGGUCGUCGACGGCGUGGUCACAAUCCAGCUUCUUGAGCAUCUCAUUGACAUGGCUGAUGGAAGGACUCUCAUGUCGUUAUUUUGCGAGUAUGACCCGUCCUCUGUCCUACAAUGUUCCGAGCCCAGCUACUACACCUUCCAAGAGAAGAUGCUGAUCUGUAUCGUCCAGUCUUGAAACCACAGUUCGUAGCUUCAUAUCGUCUCCAAUCCUCUCCAGUCAGCCCAUCUUGCAAAUAUUUA
Messenger RNA from Aspergillus vadensis CBS 113365, 808 nucleotides. RefSeq lists its product as uncharacterized. Lineage: Eukaryota; Fungi; Ascomycota; Eurotiomycetes; Eurotiales; Aspergillaceae. The record is from RefSeq and is a predicted model, not a curated record. The transcript has 2 exons. Bases 387 to 743 code for a protein of 118 amino acids.